AGUGUUUGUCUAUUCCCUCUGCUGCUAAUUUUGCUGAAAGCUUUCAUUUGUUCUUCCGAAGCAUGCCCCGCGCGGGUGAGACCUGGCACGGAGCCCGACGGCCUCUGCGUAGGCGCCGUGGGCGAGCGGGGUGAACUUCACCCGACGAGUUUGGACGUGACCUGGAGAGAGGAGGAGAAGGGAGAUGGACAGGUGUGAGCCAGGGCCUGGCUUGUCCCGUGGAGCCGCAUCGCCAGGCCGCCCGCCCAACAGCGAUGGCAUCGGAGACCUCCAUGCCAGCCCCGAUCUGCCUGAUUGAGAACGACCCCACAGACGGGCUGCUGGUGAACCAGGAGGCGCUGGCGCAGCUGCAGGCUGGGAGCCAGCUUGUGAUGGUGGUGGCCAUCGCUGGGCUCUACCGCACCGGCAAGUCCUGUCUCAUGAACUGACUGGCUGGCAGGAGAACGGGCUUCUCCACCACCCAGUCGCACACCAAGGGCAUCUGGAUGUGGCGCUUGCCCCACCCGCGCCGGCCCCACCACACGCUGGUGCUGCUGGACACCGAGGGGCUGGGUGACGUGGCGAAGGGCAACACCAAGAACGACUCGUGGAUCUUGCGCUGGCUGUGCUGCUCUCCAGCACCCUGGUGUACAACAGCCUGCGCACGAUCGACCAGCGCGCCAUGGACCAGCGCAGUAUCCUCGGCCCUGGGGCUGGGUAACAACCCACUGCUGCGCCCAGCUGCGGGGAUGUGGCGGGUCCAUGGGCCGCGGGGCCUGUCCCCGUCUCAGGGGCACUGUCAUCCACGUUUCCUGAGCCAGCCCCAGCCACGUGACGGAGGUGACGCAGCACAUCCAGGCCAAGGCAAUGCCCGGGGCCAGCCCGCUGGUGGGAGAGAACGGGGCCGAGUACGGCCCCAGAAAGCAGAGGGACUUGCGGAGACAUUAUGAGCCUGGGCAAGGCUGGACGCAUGAGGCCCAGGAGACAUGGGAAGGAACCUGACCCCGUGGAGUCCCCCUGCCCCGCAAAGCAGUGCAAGGACGAAGCAGACUCCCCCAGCAUAGCUCUGCCAUGUGGCCGUGCCAGUCGCGGGCUGAAGGGGUGUCUCUGGGACGUCUCUGCUAUGUCCAGUGCCCAUAAGGGGAGGACAGAGGCCCCAGUACCAGGCCCACGUCUGUCCUGGAGUGGGUCUGGGGAGCUACCGCUGAGCCGUGCCGCCCGCAGUGCUGGGGGACGUGGUGGUGACCUACGUGGACGCCAUGCACAGCGGGGCGGUGCCCUGCCCCGAGAGCGCCUGCUGGCUCUGGCGCAGGUGGAGAACGCGGCGGCGGUGGAGGAUGCUGUGGCCCGGUACCAGGCGGUGCUGGGGCCGGAGGUGGCACUGCCCACAGAGACGCUGGCGGAGCUGUUGGCGCUGCACCCUGCGGCGUUCAUGGCACGCGCCUUCAAGGACGACAUGCGCCAGUUCCAGGGGAAGCUCAUGCGCCGGCUGGAGCAGCAGAAGGAGGAGCUCUGCCAGCGUAACGAGCGGGCAUCCCUGCAGCGCUGCCAGGCCGUGCUCGCAGAGGUCUCACACGACCUGGAUGCCCACAUCUGCAAUGGGGCCUAUGCUGUGCCCGGCGGCUACCAGUGCUUCCUGGGCGACCAGGGGGAGAUGCUUGAGCGCUACCGGCAGGUGCCGGGCAAGGGGAUAAAGGCUGGCAAGGCCCUGGUGGACUUCCUCGCCUCCAAGGAGCCAGCGGCCAAGGUCAUCUUGCGCACUGACGAGGCCCUGGCAGAGAAGGAGAAGGAGGUGGAAGCCCAACAUGCCAGGGCGGAGGCCGCAGCACGGGAGCAGGAGCUGUUGUGGCAGGAGAAGGCCGAGCUGCAGCAGAAGCCGGAGGAGCAGAGGCGCAGCCACGAGGAGCACGUGCGGCAACUGAUGGACAACCUGGAAAAGGAGCGGGAGGCGCAGCUGGAGGAGCUGAACUGGACAGUGGAGCAGGAGGUGCUGCUGCGCGAGCGCUUCCAGGAGGAGUCGUCCGGCAUGGAGGGAGCGCUGCACCAGCUGCAGGAGGAGAGCCCUGCCAGGAGCCGGCCUUCUGGGGUCAGCACCGUGCUGGGCCGGCUGGGCGAGCUGUUGUCCCACACGCUCGGGGGCGUCAUGGACAAGGGCGUGGGCUUGGGCACCCGGCUCCUCGAGCGGUUCUGAGGGCAGCAAGGAGCCGCACCGCCUGGGGUGGGGGCUGCUUUGUUCCUGCUGCCACCGUGAGGGCCGGGGCAGGGAGGGGGCAGGAUGCUGCGCUAAAUGGGGCUGGCAGCCUGGACCCCAGGCUUGUACCCAGCU
Molecule: messenger RNA, 2305 nt
Organism: Alligator sinensis (Chinese alligator)
Lineage: Eukaryota; Metazoa; Chordata; Crocodylia; Alligatoridae
Product: guanylate-binding protein 1-like
Molecular function (GO): GTP binding; GTPase activity
Source: RefSeq, a predicted model, not a curated record